This is a messenger RNA of Wallemia ichthyophaga EXF-994, 3501 nucleotides long. RefSeq lists its product as uncharacterized. The transcript has 3 exons. Bases 1 to 3501 code for a protein of 1166 amino acids. The record is from RefSeq and is a predicted model, not a curated record. Lineage: Eukaryota; Fungi; Basidiomycota; Wallemiomycetes; Wallemiales; Wallemiaceae.
AUGCCACAGCCGAAUCAUCGUACAAUACCUUCACAGUCUCUAAACACACCAAAGCCAGCAAAGAAGGCUAAGAAAGUUGCAGUAAAGCUUCCCAGCCGUGAUGGAAGAAGGGUUCUCGACACAGACAAUGCCACGGACACGGGCACUGCCACUUCCACGCCACCAGUUAUAUCCACAAUACCCACAUCUACUUCACAUUUACACCAGUCUCCUGACGAUAAUGUUAUUGAUAUCUUCCUUCCAGGAAAAGACGCUUGGGACGCUAUCAAGCAGCGUGGAAUAACCAAUCAGCUAUACAAGCUGGGAAUACACACCCAGCCUACACUAUCUGAGCAGAAAUAUGACUCAAACUUUGAUACCCCACCUGAAAAUGACUUAUUAUCCUUUAAAAUGGAUAGGUUCUUUAAUGACUCGCUUGUCGAUAGCAAGACACCCAAUCCAGACAACUCCACUCUCUCUUUGUCCAAUUUCAACACCACAAGCUUAUCGCCGGCUUUGUCUUCUCCGUCGGGCUACUUGCAGCACUCCCCACUCUCAAACACAGGCCAUUUAAGUAUUCCACAUACUUCAGCUCCAGCUUCAAACGCCUCACCCAACCCAUCCUCACUUGCUGAUGUCGAAGAAGUCGAGGAAGUGGAAGAGGUAGAAAACGCGGCGGAAAACUUGGCUUAUAACACAGAGGCAGUUGAUAACACAGUGUCGACUGAUAAUACUCAGCAACAAGAUAACAAAGACCAAUUAGAGGUGGAGAAUCAUCUCAAUAACACCUCUCCAAACACCUCAAUCAUCCCAGAUGAGGCUCCUCAAUUGCCCCCACCCUCUUUCCAAGAACUCAGCAGAGGGUUUGGCUAUGAGCUUGACUAUGAAGACGAACAGGCUCAGCUAGCCCAGCUCGAGAAAGAGGAAAGAAAUCACAAAAAGUCCAUGUCAGGAUUUUCUAUCAAGUCCGAUAGCCAGCAGUAUGAUAAUGAUGAGGAUGUCCAAGACGCAGUGGAUGAAAAGGACGACGGGGCUACAGAGGAUACCGCCACUGCUCAAGACACUGACGCUGAAGCAGUUGAAGACAUUUUCAAAGCAGAAAGUUUAGACGAUAACAACACCAACACUGAUAUUGAUGAACAAGCCUUCAAUUACGAGCUGUAUGAGCUGCAGAGAAAGGACACAGAGGCUGACGAACAAGUGCAGCUUCAGCGCGAUCAAGAAGAAAACACCAAAAUACCAUCCGCAUAUCCCAAAAGCGCUCUCAAACCGACUGUUACAGAGUUUGUCCCCGCAGCUCCUGCAGCUCCUUUCAAAGACAGCACCAACGAGUACAACUCAGCUUUCAAAUUCGAUCGGUACUCAUUACCAGCGCAAUACGACGCACCAAAACAACCUAUACCCAAUCACAUGACCAAACGUCAAAGAGCAUCAUCGCGCGCGACCUCGGGCGAGGGUGAUAACUGGUCAGGCUUCGACGUCAACAGUGACGGAGGGGACCUCGACACCUUCUCUAACCCUUCCGAUGAAGAGCGGCUGCUACAGCACCGCCUCAAUAGCCGCAUGAUGUCGAAUCAUGCUUUACAAUUCGGGGGUAAGGAGAAUGAGCGUGAGCAGGAGCAGGAGCAGGAGCAGGAGCAAGAUGAUGAACACACACUCUCUGCGCCGCUCAACGCACUCAAUAGAAAGACGUCGCUCUCUGCUAAUGCACCGGUGUUUGAGCCCGGCAACUUCACUUUCAAGUCUGAGCUGAGUCUGAACCGGAGUGCGCCACCUGAAAGCUCACUGGGGUCGCUUCAUAGGACGGAGUCGAAAGAGAGUGAGAUGCCUUAUAAGCGGGGACGCCCUAACCCAAGUGAUACCUCGGAUGACUGGAAGAUUCCAUCCACGAUCAAGCAGGAAGAGGUCGAGGGCGAUGUGUACGAUGUCAAUGUCAGUGGUGUGAAGCACUCUGACAGAGAGUGCGAGAGCGUAAACGCUUCGCGCACGAACUUGAGUCUGCAGGAUGUGUAUCACAAAUUGGAGCAGCUAUCUAUCAACCUCAAAGCACGCGAUGUAGUGACGAGGGACGAUCUAAAAGAAGCCAUUGAACAUGACAGAGGCUUAAUAAUGGAGGUCUUGUUCCGAAACAGCUCGUCUGGUGAUGUUUUGGCCGCUCUUAAACCACAAAUCGCAUCACUGAAGCCUGAUGAAGACGCAAUUGCUACGAGGUUAUCAGAUUUUGUUAGACCUGAUAUACUGUCGUUGAUUAAUAUGGCGGCUUCAGACAAAGAGAAGACGGCAGAUAUUAUCACAGAACACCUCACAAAUUCAGACAUAUUCACGUCGAUCAAGACUGCACUGAGUGACAUGGUCAGCAGACACAGUGAGCUUUAUGACUCAUUCCACUCAACACAGACAGAGAUUUUCACAAAUGCAUCCUCGCUGCAUGCCAAGCUCGGUGAUUUGCCUGACGGGAUAACGGCGGCGACGGGUGCGCUCCAAACUGCGACGGAGAAGCUGAACGCGUACUCAUCUCUUCCCGGAGAGCUAAAGGGUAUGAGUGAAUACGUGAGCGAUAAUGCAGCGCUUCGCAACGACAUCUCCAAAGCACAAUCGCACCAUGGCAAGCUGCGCACCGAGAAGGACCGACUGCUUGACAAGCUGCGGGUAGCGGAAGAGGAGCGUGACUCAGCCAAGAUAGAGGCGGAUCUAUCGCGCCAGUCUAGCCGUAAGAUUGAGUCCGAUCUCGUCAAGAUCGAGGCGACGAAUGGCAGUCUGAUAGAGAGUCUAAACGGAAUGGCGAACAAGUGCGCGCAGUUUGAGCACCAGUUGGAGGAUCUGUUCGACCAGAAGCAGACAUGGUACGCAGCUGACCGCGACUACCAGGUGAGGGUGAAGGAGCUGGAGAUGCAGUUGGAGAUGCAGAGCAGGGAGCGUGAGAAUAAGAUGAGAGCGAUUUCGGAGGAGCACGAGCGCAUUCAGAAUCAUGCCGAGGAGCUCGCCCGUAGCUUACAUUCCUCUCAUCUCGAAAACACUCGUUUGCACAGCGAGUACGAGGAUAUGUCGCGAAGCUCCCUCGCUGUCAACCAGGACCUCGCCGCUAAAUGUGGUUUACUUGAGAAUCGUAAUGCGGAGCUGGAGGAUGUGGCUGAUGGGGCCAGGGAGUCAGAAGAACAACAUCUACAGGCGCAUCAUGCGGCUAGCCAACACGUACACGAGCUCGAAGAGAAGGGCGUGCAGGAUAAGGCUUUGCUGCAGGAGGCUACUAGCACUAUCGAGAGACUUUACGAGGAGAUGUCCGCGACGACGCACGAGAUGGCCCAUCUUAGGAGGGAAAAUGAGGGAUUGAAGGGGGGUGCGGGUGUAGAUGUGGAUGGCAGACGCACGCCCACUAAUAAGAAUUACAAGUCACAAGAUGUUCACGCCCCCGUACCCGCUUAUAACACACCCGUCUCACCGGCUUUCAGCUCGAUAUCAAAACUCAGCACUAGCACGGCAGCUACCUACCAAGCUGACGAUGGAUGGUUCUAUCCGACGUGA